This is a messenger RNA of Patiria miniata (bat star), 1932 nucleotides long. Its product is annotated as probable serine carboxypeptidase CPVL. The transcript has 14 exons. Bases 121 to 1551 code for a protein of 476 amino acids. The record is from RefSeq and is a predicted model, not a curated record. Gene Ontology annotation, biological process: proteolysis. Lineage: Eukaryota; Metazoa; Echinodermata; Asteroidea; Valvatida; Asterinidae. Gene Ontology annotation, molecular function: serine-type carboxypeptidase activity.
CACAUGCACGUGCGCUAUGUUUUCACACCAUCGACGUCAAGGUCAACCACGUUCAACUGCAACUCACUGCAUGCAUGCACUGUGCAAGUUCUGGAUUUUGUUGUUUAAAUUUCAGCAAGAAUGACGUCGGCAAUCCUCUUCAUUGCCCUGGUGUUGGCUACCAUGCCCGGUACUCUGCUUGCUGUUCGUGGGCCAUUCCGGGCAAUGUUCCCCGCCAACCCGCCGGCAUAUGCCCGUAGGACCGGCGUGGACCCAGGCCAACCCUUAUUCCUGACCCCCUACAUUGAGAAGGGCCAAAUCAAGGAAGGUCAGGCUCUGAGUUUAGUUGGGAAGCUGAAUGGUACUAACGUCAAGAGCUACUCAGGUUUCCUGACAGUCAACAAAGAGUUCAACAGCAAUAUGUUCUUCUGGUUUUUUCCAUCCCAGUCAGGCCCAGACAGUGCCCCGCUGUUGCUAUGGUUACAAGGAGGCCCAGGGGGGACAUCCAUGUUUGGUCUGUUUGCGGAGCACGGACCAUUUUCUGUGACAAAAGAUCUAAAAUUGUUGCCACGGAAGUUCUCAUGGACCGCCAAGUACUCUGUGCUUUACAUAGACAACCCAGUUGGCACUGGCUUCAGUUUCACCGAGAACGACCAAGGCUACGCGAGAAAUGAGACGGCCGUCGCAAAAGAUCUGUACAGUGCCUUGGUCCAGUUUUUCCAACUGUUUCCAGAGUACCAGAAAAAUGCUUUCUAUGCAACCGGCGAGUCCUACGCCGGCAAGUACGUACCAGCGCUCAGUUACUUGAUUCAUGUCAAGAACCCGGCAGCCACGGUCAAGAUCAAUUUCAAGGGAAUGGCCAUCGGGGAUGGGUUCACUUCCCCUGAGAAACUGAUACCAGGCUACGGUUCCUUCAUGCUCCAGACGGGACAGGCGGACUUUCUUCAGAAGGCCAAGAUCGACAAGAUCACGGCCGACAUCGUGACUCUGAUCCAGGCCAAAGAAUGGCUGGCUGCAGCUGACGCCAUGGACUUGCUCAUCAACAGUGACGCCGAUAGCUACUUCCGAAACAUAACCGGCUGCACGGACUACUACAACUACAUGAGAACCACGAUUCCUGCUGAUCAGGAUUACUUCACCAAUUACCUAGCCUUGCCGGAGGUCCGCAAGGCCAUCCACGUCGGUAACCUGACCUUCAACAACGGAGACAAAGUCUCUCAGUUCCUGCGGGAAGACUUCAUGCAGUCCGUGGAGAAACUGGUGACCAUUCUUGCAGACGCAAACUACAAGAUUCUAUUCUACAAUGGCCAGCUGGACGUGAUCGUAGCGGCGCCGUUGACGGAAGCGUUCCUGGACCAGCUGGACUGGAAGGGCCUGCCGGAUUACGUCUUUGCCGAGAGGAAAGUCUGGAAAGUACCGGGGGAGGGGGAUGUCGCCGGAUACGCCAAGAAGGUCAUGAACUUCCAGCAGGUCUUGGUACGAGGGGGCGGGCACAUCCUCCCCUAUGACCAACCCCAUCGCAGCUUUGACAUGAUUGACAGGUUUAUCACCGGACGACCUUUUGACCUCUAGUCACAUGACUAUCAAGUCACGUGACUGGCUCCGUACCAGUUGUAUCCCAAGGUAGAAGAUGUACAUUUUAUAUAUCGUGUGUCGCAAACUUGGUUAUGCAAAGAGCACAAAGUGCGAGUUUCACAUGUUCAGGGCUUUAAAAUAAGGUAUCCUAGUCUUAGUUUUUCUGUCUAUUUGGUGUGAUAAUCAUUCCUGUGUGAGUGAAUCUUGUUCAGUAAAGGUAUUUAGGAUCAUUGCUGUUCAUGCGUUUUGUUUGUUUCCAAUAAUAACACUGCUUAAAAUCAGCAUGCUCAAUAUCUUAACCUGUUGAAGUUUCAGCUCAGUGGAUAUCGCACUUUUCGAGAAAACACUUGAAAAUUUAUGCACAACCUUUUCAUCACA